Messenger RNA from Syngnathoides biaculeatus (alligator pipefish), 405 nucleotides. It is a transcript of the gene cops9, whose product is annotated as COP9 signalosome subunit 9. The record is from RefSeq and is a predicted model, not a curated record. The transcript has 3 exons. Gene Ontology annotation, biological process: negative regulation of protein neddylation. NCBI's taxonomy places the organism in Eukaryota, Metazoa, Chordata, Actinopteri, Syngnathiformes, Syngnathidae. Bases 129 to 302 code for a protein of 57 amino acids.
CGUUUGAAGCCGAGUCUAUUUCGGGGUCACACUCAAUUUGUUUUGCUCCCAACAGCUAGCAAUUGCUAACACAGUCGCUCAGCUCAGAUCUGUCCUGUCCUCCCCACUGCUGAUAAAACUACGUAAAAAUGAAACCUGCCGUGGACGAGAUGUUUCCUGAAGGAGCUGGACCGUAUGUGGAUCUGGACGAGGCAGGGGGCAGCAGCGGUCUUCUGAUGGACCUGGCAGCCAACGAGAAAGCAGUUCACUUGGACUUCUUCAAUGACUUUGAGGACCUUUUUGACGACGACGACCUGCAGUGACGCCCCACGCACGCACGCACGCACGCACGCACGUACGCCCUUUCCUCAACAUGUAGAUAUGAAAGCUGCCAUUUUCAAAUAAAAGAUUUGGAAAAGAUUUCAA